This is a messenger RNA of Helicoverpa zea (corn earworm), 2970 nucleotides long. RefSeq names its product casein kinase I (gene CKIalpha). Gene Ontology annotation, biological process: negative regulation of canonical Wnt signaling pathway; signal transduction; peptidyl-serine phosphorylation. The transcript is spliced from 9 exons. Gene Ontology annotation, molecular function: protein serine/threonine kinase activity; ATP binding. Gene Ontology annotation, cellular component: nucleus; cytoplasm. NCBI's taxonomy places the organism in Eukaryota, Metazoa, Arthropoda, Insecta, Lepidoptera, Noctuidae. Bases 224 to 1249 code for a protein of 341 amino acids. The record is from RefSeq and is a predicted model, not a curated record.
UCUGGCAACACUGCCAUUGUGACGUCACAUGAAAUAGGCUGACGACACCUUUUUAGACUUCGUAAUAAAAUAUUUUUCAGUGGUUUUUCGUAGUGUUUCUACGGUUUAUAGUGAUUUUGUACAAAUAUAAACGAUAAAUUAACUAAGUGUUGUGUUAAAAUUUCACUCGGUGCGAUGGACCACCAAUAAUUUUAGUGACAACGAGUGAUGAAGGAAAAAGAAAAUGGCUACCUUCGAACGCAUGUUGUUAGCCAGGAAACAUUUAAUUAUAAAUGAAAGAUACAACGUUAUCCGCAAAAUUGGCGGUGGCAGCUUCGGAGAUAUCUUUUUAGGAAUAAAUGUCAACGAUGGCGAGGAGGUAGCAGUGAAGGUAGAAUCUAUAAAAGCGCGACACCCCCAACUUCUCUAUGAGAGCAGAGUGUAUAAGAUGCUCCAAGGGGGCAUCGGCAUACCACACAUAAGAUGGUACGGCUACGAAAAGGACCACAACAUCCUGGUGAUGGACCUCCUUGGUCCAUCACUGGAGGACCUCUUCAACUUCUGCUCGCGCCAGUUCACCAUCAAGACGGUUCUUAUGCUGGCAGAUCAAAUGCUCGGGCGCGUGGAGUUCAUCCACUGCAAGUGCUUCAUCCACCGUGACAUCAAGCCGGAUAACUUCCUGAUGGGCAUCGGCCGCCAUUGCAACAAGCUCUAUAUGAUCGACUUCGGUCUCGCCAAGAAGUUCCGGGACCUCCGCACGCGUGCCCACAUCUCAUAUCGCGAGGAUAAGAAUCUUACUGGCACGGCUCGGUACGCAUCGAUAAACGCCCACCUCGGCAUCGAACAGUCGCGGCGGGACGACAUGGAGUCUCUUGGAUACGUGCUCAUGUAUUUCAACAGAGGCUCGCUGCCGUGGCAAGGCCUGAAGGCGAUCACCAAAAAGCAGAAGUACGAGCGGAUCAGCGAGAAAAAGAUGUCUACACCGGUUGAGGUGCUCUGUAAGGGAUUCCCGGCCGAGUUUGCGAUGUAUUUAAAUUACUGCCGUGGACUGACCUUCGACGAGGCUCCUGAUUACAUGUAUCUAAGACAGCUGUUCCGCAUCCUAUUCCGCACGAUGAACUACCAGUACGACUACACGUUCGACUGGACGAUCCUGCGUCAACGCAAGCAGCACAUGGAGGCCGGCGCCGCGCCCGCCGACCGCCGCUCGCCCUCCGUGCAGCGCCGCGCCCAGCAGCAGCCCUCGCAGCCGCCGCCCAACAACGAGUGAAAGAGAUUACGACGUUCGGCAGCCCCGGGUGGUCCGGUGAAGAAGAGAGCGCGAUAACAUAUGUCAGUGUGUGCGUGCUUGUGUGUGUGUGUGUGUUGGUGUGCCGCCGAACGCGUUCCUCAGGACUCGCUCAGUCGAGCUCGCGGCGCCGCUACUGUCCGCGACUCAUACAAACGUUAUACUGUCGCGCGACACGUACGACGGACGCCCCGGCCACUGUUUUAAUACAUAGCUGCACUGCAGAACCACAGUCACAGUGGUCUUAUUAUAUUAUUGAUCUUUCUGUGUGGCCACAGAUACAUUCGUCUUUUUUUACUGUAUAAUAUUUAACUGUAAAUUACAUUACAGAUUACAGAUUACAGAUGUUCAUAAAAUUACACUAGAGAAAUAUUCAUUAUUAAUUCAGUUUGUAGUUAUGUAACUCGAUGAUUGUUUAGUUUUCGAUGUUAGUUUUCUAAUUUAGCUAGUGUUCAUAUUGUAUCGUUAGUGCCGUCGGUAUUGCAAUCUGUUCUCUGUACAUACGCGAAUUGUGUUGAGAAUACCGCCGGCCGUUCGACGCGCAACACUAUAUCGGCUAGAAUUGUUCAUUAAAAUUUGCAGAUUUGUAAUGAAUAUAGUAGUCUAUAACAAACGUGAAAAAAUGGUAAAAAUGAAAAAAAAAAAAAAGAAAACGAUGUGGUAGUUGAUAAGUGAAUUAAUUGAAUUGAUUUCCUGCCGUUUGGAACGCACACUGCCUAAAUAAACAAACAUAGACUUUAAGAUUAUUUUUUAAUAAUAAUUGCUAUUAUUUUGGGAAUAUUUCACUUAUAAAUUGUACAUAGCCGCGGGUAGUGCGCGUUCCAAGCGGAUGCUGGUACAGCGGUAUAUUUUAUUUGAUGGUUAUAAAAUUGUAAAUACAUAAGCUAGUAAACUUGUUUUAAUCACUACAUAUUUUUUUAAGAAAGCACUAAUUGCGUUUGAUUUGUGGCGUAUUGUGAUACUGAAUGUAAUGUACUGAGAGGGCUCGACCCUGAGUACUUAGAGAAACUAACUUGUCCGGAUAGUUAGAUACUUGGAAAUAGUAACCACUACUGAACUGUUGAGUCACUGAGAUCGCUAAUGUUUCUCAACACGCAGAGAGCCCAAACGGGACUGCGAUCUAUCAGGUUUCCAAAGACUCUGAAACUUGAUUUUAACUGGAAUGAGUUUCAUUUGGGGUUUUAUACGCCUCAGUUUUUCGAAUGAAAAACAUUCCAUUUACCACUCAAGCUAUCAAUGAUUAGACUUGAACGGAAUUCAUGUUUUAUACAACCUUCUUCACCAUAUUAUAUCAUGAAGUGAUUCCCGUUAGGAAACUCACGUAGUCUCGUCGUGAUUGCCGACGCCGUGAAAUAUUUUUAUAUUGAACGACCACUAUACAAUGCUUCCAUAGUUCGAAUGCCACAAGUAUCAUAAUACACCAUGUUAUUUUAAGACAUAACUAUAAGUUUCCGGAAUGACUAGUGCGAACGAAGUGUGAACGAACAAAUGGAGACAAAAUUAUAAUAACGUUAUAUAUACCAUGUUUAGUUACAAUGUUGGUAUGUUUGACCCACUGUGAGUGAUAUUAUGGAUCUCAUUCCUUGCAAAUUCGGUUUUAUUUCGAGACUCAGUAACACUGGUUCAGGACACGCAUUUUGUCUCCAGUUGUGUGUAUACUCAGUGUGUCAACACUCUAUAAAUUAAUAAACAGUAAUAAACUA